CCCGGCCAAGCUGGCCCGGCCCGGCGCCGCGUGGAACGGCCGGUGGCUGCGAUCGAGGGAUGUGAUCAUUCCCCUCUAUUCGACAUUGGUGAGGCCUCAUCUGGAGUACUGUGUCCAGUUUUGGGCCCCACACUACAGGAAGAAUGUGGAAAAAUUGGAAAGAGUCCAGCGGAGGGCAACAAAAAUGAUUAGGGGACUGGAGCACACGAUUUAUGAGCUGUAGUGGGCUGGUAACUCACACUUGAUGGAUCCCAGACCCGCUCAGAGCUGAGGCGCUCAGGUGACCUUUGAAGUCAAGGAUCUUGGAGCAGCGUUUCCUCCCCUAGCAUGGGGCUUUCAUUCCUGGUUUGCCUCUCCCUGGGGUUCAUGCUUACUGGAGUUUCUUUCAGUACUUGGCAGUGCCCGCGGAUUCCCUAUAGUGCUACCAGGGACUUCACUGUCAAGUAUGAUCUGCCCAGCUUCACAGCGGAUGGCCCCAUCCAGAACAUUGUCACCUACAAGGAUCCAAGCGGAGCAGCUGCCCUCUUUGUGGCAGUGCGGAACAAGAUCUAUGUGGUGAGCCCGGCACUGGCAAACUCAUCAGUCAUCGUGACUGGCCCCAUGGGCAGUGCUCAGUGCGAGAUCUGUGCCCAGUGCCAGGAGCCAGGAGACAGCCGGAAGCCUGAAGACACAGAUAACGUGGUUCUGGUGAUGGACCCAUCUGAGCCAUGGCUAUACAGCUGUGGCACUUCCCAGCACGGCCGGUGCUUCCAACACGAAUUGGAAAUCCAAGACAGCCUGGUGGUGGUUAGUGCCACCUACUGUUUGUAUGCAGCUCAGAACAGUCCUGAUGAGUGCCCAGACUGCGUGGCCAGCCCCCUGGGGACGAGGGUCCUGGUGACUGAAACCAGCCGUGUUUCUUACUUCUACAUUGCCUCUACCAUCAAUAGCAGCAUAGCUGCAAGGUACAGCCCGAAAUCGGUGUCUAUCCGGAGACCGAAGGCCACUUUGGAUGGGUUCUUUAUUUCUGAUUCCCUCAGUGUGCUUCCGGAGUUCCAGGACUCCUACCCCAUUGACUAUGUGUAUUCCUUCAGUGCCCAGGACUUUGUGUACUUCCUGACUGUCCAAAAGGAGAGCCCCAAAUCUGGAUCAUACCACACGCGGCUGGUGCGGCUGAAAGCCAAGGAGCACAACAUGGGUUGGUACCGCGAGCUGGUCCUGGAUUGCCGCUUCGAGUCCAAGCGCAGACGGAGGCGGAGCUCGGAUGGGGAGCACAAGCACGAUGUGGCUUUCAAUGUGCUGCAGGCAGCCCAUGUGGCCCGGCCGGGCCCAAAGCUGGCCCAGGAAAUCAGCGUCAACGACAGUGACCUGGUCUUGUUUGGUGCGUUUGCUGAGAGUGAGGCGGAGAGCUCCGUGCCUCGCUGGUACUCGUCGGUGUGCGCCUUCCCCGUGCACCAGAUCAACCAGGCCAUUGAGGAUGGAAUGUCCAAGUGCUGUGGCGUUGCCCAGCGUGAGCUGCUGCGAGGGCUCAGCUUCUUCCAGGCCGUUGAGUACUGCCCCCACAACGUGAACCUCUCGUCUCCGGUGGUGGAUACCAGCUGCUGGAACAAGCCCACCCUGGUCAUCACAGCCCCCUACAAGGUGGAUCUGUUCAAUGGGAACAUGGUCGGAGUCCUGCUCACCUCCAUCUUUGUGAUGGCCCAGGGCAAUGUGACGGUCGCCCACCUGGGCACGGCAGAGGGGCGCAUUAUGCAGGUGGUGCUUCAGCGAUCCAGCUCCUACACCGUCACCUUGGCCAAUUUCUCCCUGGGCAAGGAGCUGCCGGUGCUGCGGGAGGUUGGCCUGCUGCAAGACUCUCUGCUUUUCGCCACUGGAAACAAGGUGUCUCAAGUCGCCAUCAUCGGCCCAGGCUGCCGCCACUUCCUGACUUGCCAGCGCUGCCUGCGGGCGGAGCGCUUCAUGCGGUGUGGCUGGUGCGGGGGCAAGUGCACUCGGCAGGUGGACUGCGCAGCACUAUGGACCGAGAAGAGCUGCCCUCCCAUCCUCACUGACUUCCACCCCCGAAGCGCCCCCUUGCAAGGCCGCACCCGGGUGACGCUCUGUGGGAUGGGCUUCCAGUCACGCCGGCACUUCACCGCCGCCGUCGGGUCCCCUGUGGCUGGCAGCACCUACCGGGUGAUGGUGGGGCAGAGGAACUGCACCAUGCUGCCUGAAGAGAGCCUGGACAGGAGGCCCCCCAUGCUGCCCCCCACCAAAGCCACUGUGGACGUGCUGGUGUGCGAGCUGGAGCUGAGCAGGAACCAGGUGAUGGCGGGGCCUGUCACGGUUCAGCUCACCAUCGAGGAGCAAACGAGGGACCCACCCUUCCACGUCAGUGGCUCCUCAUCCCUUGGUGGCUUCAUCUUUGUGGUGCCGAACGUCACUGCUGUCCACCCUGCGUACGGCCCGCUGGCCGGCGGGACCCAGCUCUCCAUCCGGGGCCGAAACCUGACUGUGGGCAGCAGCUGGAGGGUGACGCUCGGAGGGGCAGAGUGCCCCGUGGCAGGGCAGCAGAGCCCCACCGAGAUUCGCUGCACCAGCCCUGCAGCCAGCAACCUGCGUGCCGUCCCCGUGGCCCUGUGGAUCGACGGGGAGCAGUUCCCUGCCCCGGAGCCGUUCCAGUACCGCCCAGACCCCAUCCUCCAUGACAUCUCCCCCAACUGCACCUACGAGGGUUCGACCCUCACCAUCCAAGGCACCAGUCUGGACUCCGUGUAUUACCCCAGAAUCCAGUUUGUGGACACCAGUGUGGUGACGGAGGCCAAGGUGUGCACGGGGCUGCGCUCUCCCAAGCAGCUGGUGUGCCAGAGCCCAGCCUACCCCUUCGCUAACAGGGUGGAGAGCGCCCAUGGCAACCUGACCGUGCUGCUGGAUGGCUCCCCCGGGCACAAGGCUUUCCACCUGCACUACUACCCCAAGCCUCAGAUCCUGUCCUUCGAGCAUGACGACCACAAGUACCACCUCAAGUCUGGUGAUGACGAGAUCGAGAUCCAUCAAAUCGGGUUGGACGCACUGGUGGGCUGCAUGAGCAUCACCAUGACUGUGGCGGGCCAGGACUGCCACCCCAGCGUGCUGAAGAACGAGGUGACCUGCCGGAUCCCCAGGAACCUUAGCCUCCCCCUGGAUGGAGUCCCUGUGCAGAUCUGUGUGAAUGGUGCGUGCCAGUACCUGGGCUUGGUGGUGGCCACCAUCUCCCCAGACCCCCUGACGGGCAUCCUCCUGGGCAUCAUCACCACCUUUCUGUUCGGUUGCCUCCUGGUGUUCCUGGUGGUAAAAUACAGACGCAGGAAGGAGAUGGGGACCGAGAAUUUGGAGAUGAUGGUGAAUCCCAAUGGGAAUGCCCUCAGCUUUGCCCCGCUCCCCUCCUUCAUGGACUACAGGGAUGUGCAGGCAGCCACUCCUAGUGGUGGCUUUGGCAGCAGGCGCUUCCGAGAUGCCUCCUACACGAGCAGUAGCGAUGGCUCUACUGUGCCACUCGUGAGGAUGCCGUCCUGCUGCGUCGAAAACCUCCGUCCUGAGCUGCUGCAGGAGGUGAAGGACGUCCUGAUCCCAGAGGAGCGGCUGCUAACACACCGGGAUCGGGUUAUCGGCAAAGGGCAUUUUGGGAGCGUGUACCAUGGCACAUACAGAGAUCUGUCAGAGAGGGAGAUCCACUGCGCUGUCAAAUCCCUGAACCGAAUCACCGAUGUGGAGGAGGUGGAGGAGUUCCUGAAGGAGGGGAUUCUCAUGAAGAGCUUCCAUCACCCCCAUGUCCUGUCGCUGGUGGGUGUCUGCCUGCCACGCCAGGGAUUGCCCCUGGUCGUGCUGCCCUACAUGAAGCACGGAGACCUCCGACACUUCAUCCGCUCCAAGGAACGGAACCCGACGGUGAAGGACCUGAUAGGCUUCGGACUGCAGGUGGCACAGGGCAUGGACUAUCUGGCCCACAUGAAAUUUGUGCAUAGGGACCUGGCUGCCAGAAACUGCAUGUUGGACCAGACGUUCACAGUGAAGGUGGCGGAUUUUGGCCUGGCCCGGGAUGUCUUUGAUAAGGAGUAUUACAGUAUCCGGCAGCACCGCCAGGCCAAGCUGCCCGUCAAGUGGAUGGCGCUCGAGAGCCUGCAGAUCCAGAAAUUCACCACCAAGUCGGACGUGUGGUCCUUCGGAGUCCUCCUGUGGGAGCUGUUGACACGUGGGGCCCCACCGUACCCCGAGGUGGAUCCCUACGACAUAACGCACUACCUGCUGAGUGGCCGGCGCCUGCCGCAGCCUGAGUACUGCCCGGACUCGCUGUACGCAGUGAUGCUAAGCUGCUGGGCUCUGAGCCCCGAAGAGCGCCCCACCUUCUCCGCCCUGAUCAGGGAGUUGGAGUGCAUCAUGGCCUCCCUGAAGGGCGAGCACUACAUCAAUCUGAACAUCACCUACGUCAACCUGGAGCCUGGCCUGUCCAGCCCGUCAGUGCCUGGCUCCGAGGACGAUCUGGCCUCUAGUGAGGAGGAGGGUGAAGCAGCUGCCGCGUGCUAGGGGGUGCUGUCCACUCGUGUGGCACCAGGAAAGUAGUCAGAGCUAGCCAGGGAGACCUGGGCUGGGCAGCACGUCGGGGGCUGUGGCGACAUGAUGGGAGGUGGCACCAGCACCCAGCUGGGCUCCCAUUGGCAUUGCCUGCUUGGCGUGUUGGAACGGGGAUGCUGACCACUACCUGAUAUUCUACUUGAUAUUUAUUGUGUAGUGAAGAGACACAGCAACUAUUUUAAUACAAAGGAAACGUCAAAACCAACAAGUUCUGGGGCUUGAAUCACAAAGUUUUGGUUUGGGGGAAGCUUUGGAAUUCGGACUCUUUGUCCUGAUUUCAUGGGGGCUUGUCCAAAGUGGUGGAUGGAAAUUUGGCUCCCACACGGCACAGGGACAGCUGGGCCUGGCUGUCAUGCUAUGUCCUCAGCAGGGCGCAGGACUGCUGGCAACCCUCCCUCCCAGUGCCACGUGGGGUCUGCAUGGAGCCAGGGCCUCGGAGCAUCCUGUGACAGUCUGAGUAUAUGGGAAUUUGUACUGGUUCUAAGUCCAGUGCCCCACACGGCUGCUGGUGUUCUCUGGGCCGAGUGGCUAGGGGUGCAGCCAUAGGGGUUGGCACCAGUGGGGCACGCCCUGGUGCUGGAAAGCUCUCUGCCCACACUAUGGGCUAGGAGCCAGGACUGUGUGGGGUAGGGCCCUGAGGCACAGGGCAUGACCUCUCACACACAACCCUGACAGGAGUUACCUGCCUGCAUAGCCGGGUUCAUGGCCCUGCAUGCUCAGGGACCGGGCAUCCCUUCUGCUGUCCCACCCCCAUCCCAGCCCUGCCCUGGGGUGGUGGUACUCUCUGGGGCAGAGAGGAAUUCAGUAUCCAUGGCCAGUUCUUCCAUCCUGGCCCGGCCCCAGGGCUUGCCCUGAGAUUGUGGCAAUGGCCCCAAGGUGGCAGCGUGAGGGCAGGAGCUGUGGCAACACAGCGCUGAACAAAGGAGGGUGUCGGUGCUGUUGGAGCACACACACCCUCCACUUUCUAGGGCAGGUCCCUCAAAUGCCAGUGGUAUCCCAGUGGUGCCCAGAGAGGGGCCACAGCAGGGAAGCCAAGUCCCAGAGCUCGAGUUUCCCCUUCUGAGCUGGCCCUGCAGCCAGGGGCAAGCCGGCAGGGGUAAUAUCCCUAGGGAAUGCCAGCCUGGGACGACCCCUUGCUCAACACCUCUCCAGCCACUACAUGGGACCCACCUUCCCACAACACUGGGUUGGGGUUGCCUUCACAGGGGCAGGGAUCAGGCCCUAGAGAGAAAACUGGCCAGCCCAGCCCCUCUACCCACACACCUGGCAGCAGCCUGAUGUCAUGGCAAUGACGUAUCGCCCUCCUGCUGCUGGCACUCAGCCUCCUGGGCAGCCCCAGCCUGCUCUGGGUUUGCAUUGGCCUGUAGGGCAAGUGAGAGGGGCCCCAUCUCCAGAAGUGUGGGGCCGCGCUGGUUGAGGGGUGUUUCUAUUCCCACAGGCACAGGGAGGUGGACAGUGAGGACACUUGCUCUGCCCUGCAGCCCGUGCCCCAGCAGGGUCGCUCUUCAGCACCCAGCCUCCGUGCGGGGAGCGCUGGCCCCCUGCCCUGUCCCAGAGCACCCCCCACCCCCACUGGCCUGCUAUGAAUGUGAGGGAGAGAGAACUGUCCUGCAGUAACUCAGCAGCACCACUGGAGGGCAGCGGCACUGAAGGAUUGAAGGGACUGCCAGCUGUUCAGUGCAGGAGAUAGGCCAGCCGGACAGGGCCCAAGGGUGCUACCAGUCACCCCCUGGGCUCCUACCCAGCGCUAUGCCAGGGACUGGAACCCCCCAGGGCCAACCCAACGCUGUGCCAGGGACCAGAUCCCCAUGUUCUGGAGCCCUCAGCUGGUGCCACUGUCUCCCCACUGAGUGCCAGAUCCACCUGCAGCCCACUGCAGCACAGGAAGUGCCCCACCCUUCAAGUCAGGCCAUGCUGGGGGGCAGAGCCUGUGGCGAAGUGGUAUGUGCCACACGGUCCAUUGAUUCUCAGACUCUCCUGCAGCCUCGACUCUCGGAGCUGGCAUGAUGGGGCUGCCCCCAGCCAACACCCCAGUACUGGGUCCUGCAGCUAGCAGCCCCUGGUGCUGGGAACGCCAGGAAGCACCUAGGGUGACAGAUCUGCCCGGCUGGGCCAAAUCUGAGCAGCGCAGGGGCAGCCCGUGGCCAUGCUGUCUAGGGCAGCAGCUUUAUCCUGAGCUACCUCUGCCUGUUGCGCCAUCUGUGGCCCCUCUCAUCCCCAUGGCCAGGGCUCAGGUCUACAGGGGUUGGGGCAGAUGGGAAGAGUGGACAGCAGGGCCCCCACCUGCAGGAGUCUGUGCUCAGGGCAGAGCAGGAUAGACAAUCGGAGACAGGUUUGUGCCCAUACUCGCCCCCCUGCCCUCUCCUGGGAGGCCCCAGCUACCCUGUCAAUCGUUGGUGCUGUUGGCUUUUGGCUCAGGCAGUGUGCCAGCUGUUGGCAGCAUGGGGGUGCCCCUUGGGGUCAGCGUUGUGCCACCCAUUGCCAUUGUGGGAGGCUCAGUUUGGUGGUGGAGGAGGGGCCUGGCCAGAGUAGGGGGCCAAUGGGUCUGGCUAGGGUGCUAGCUGGCUGGCACAGGAGUAACAGCAUAUCUGGAGGGGACUGGCAAGAGUUGGGGGAGGGUGUGGGGCCUGGCUAGAGUGGA
Messenger RNA from Gopherus flavomarginatus (Mexican gopher tortoise), 7210 nucleotides. It is a transcript of the gene MST1R, whose product is annotated as macrophage stimulating 1 receptor. Gene Ontology annotation, molecular function: semaphorin receptor activity; protein binding; transmembrane receptor protein tyrosine kinase activity. The transcript is spliced from 22 exons. Gene Ontology annotation, biological process: cell surface receptor protein tyrosine kinase signaling pathway; regulation of cell migration; nervous system development. NCBI's taxonomy places the organism in Eukaryota, Metazoa, Chordata, Testudines, Testudinidae. The coding region runs from base 328 to 4521 and encodes 1397 amino acids. Gene Ontology annotation, cellular component: semaphorin receptor complex; membrane. The record is from RefSeq and is a predicted model, not a curated record.